UUUUAAGGCAACUUCAACUAUUAUUUAUUUACAUUAUAUUGCUCUAAAAUUUUUACACUUAAAAUCUUCUAAAAUCUAAAGGUUACACGUCAUAAGUUCUACCAUCAGACCAAGCCACAUCCACGAGGGUACCCGAAAUUAUCAAGUUAAGAUGUAAGCCUUUGUAGGAGUUGACCCAGCUCUGAUCACCACCUAAACAUAGAAUGUUUCCUGAGUUCACCCAACGGAAUGGACUGUUGUGCAUAAGUACUUUACCUUCAUCUGCCGUUGUAAAGAAAAGAUGAACAGUACUUCAUCAGCCGUAUGAAACAUCAGAUGUACACUAAGAGAUCAUCGCGCCACUUUUAAAAACUGAGAUCAACAUCAACAAACUUAAAAAUGGCUGGUACUCCAACAUCGAACGACGCGUCAUGUGAUUUCACCAUCGUGGUUGACGGCACUGAAUUUAAAAGCCACCGGGAAAUCCUAAGUUCAACAUUAAAUUACUUCGACGCCUUGUUUAGAAGCAACAUGAGGGAGACAAAAGAAGGGAGGGUGGAGCUACAGGGUAUGACAAGUGAGACUUUCACUGUUGUGUUAAAUUUCAUCCACCAGCGUGUCCAUGGUUUGACGGCUGAUAACAUUGAUGACAUCUGGGAUGCAGCCAAUCGUCUGGAUAUAGCAAUAUAUCUUAAAGAAAUAGAACAUUUUGUGAUUGAAAAUUUAUCCAUUGAUAACCUAUGGCACUUUUAUUUAAAAGCAGUCGAUUACAAUUCUAACAAUGUCAAAGACGGUUCGCUAAUGUUCAUGAUGAAAAACUACGAGCACGUUUUUAGAAUGAAAGAGUUUCUGAAUUUGCCUUUUUCUUCAGUGUUAUCUUGUAUUGAAGGUGACGAGUUGAAUAUCAAAACAGAGGACUCAGUUCUGGAGUCAAUUUUAACCUGGGUUUCAGACGGAAAUAAUUACAAACAAGGUGCUUGUAUGACGCGUGAUUGCAGCGAAAAGAAAAUCGCGUGUAAGGAUGAUGGACUCCAGAACAGUGAGGGUCACUCUCGUGAAGUCACUACUUCUGUUGGUCAGAUUUGUGACUCAGGAACUGUAAAUGAGGAUGGCGAAACAGCAACUGACAAGCCUGGCAGAAAACAAGGUCAGCACGAUGACGUCAAAAACGAAUAACAAACUGGUGACGUCACAAAAUGUAGCCGGAUAGGCGAUCGAGCAAGUUAUCUCGCCAAACUCAUGUCUAGUGCCAAACUUACUUUAGCCACAGAAAGUUACCUACGGAGUUUACUCACAAACCCGUAUAUAAUCCAAUGUCCAGAUACCUAUCACGGAGUACAGGAAGCCCUAAAAUACAAGUGUGGGGUGUAUCCUUUAGAGAGCGCCACAUUGACACCUCUUCGAACUAACAGCGGAAAGAGAAAUGCCUUGGCGUUUGUUGGAGAAGAUUCAUGUCUGCACCUCUACGAUUUAGAGAACAGGAAUUUCUGUAAACUCAAGCUUGAGAAUUUCAAAGGAAGCUACAGAAAGGUUGUCUCUGUAGUAUCGCUGGGGUCGAAACUUUGCUUCAUAUGCGAAAGGUACUUAAGAAAAUGUACUUUCGCCAAUCAUAAAUGCCGCCUCGCAACUGUCCUUUUGAUGAACGAGAAUAACAAUUUUUCAAUAUUAUAUGAAUUGUGCGGCGAACAGAACUCGCUGUGUAAUUUAUUUCGUGUAAAUAACAAGUUUAUUUGCGUCAAAACUAACAAUGGUUUUGCUACAAACAGAAGUCGACUACUGCAUCCAGAUUCACUGGAAAUAUACGUAUUAAACUCCUAUAUGGGUUUUUUGUCCGCCUACGCUUUUGAAAACGAUAUUUUGAUGAUUAGUUUAGAGGAUUUUUUAACCAAUCAAACUAAUGAUUUAAUAGUCCACAUUUACAAUUUGGAAACUAAGACCAUAACAACAACCAAAAUACCAAAUGUUAGUGGACAAGAUUUUGUUGCUAUAGCCAUACACAAAGACAAAGAAACUUUUAUUUUACUCUCAAGCGGUGCUUUACUUUCGGUCAAGAGAGGUUCUGACAACGCACUCAAAUUCACAACAGUAGCGCGUCUUUGGACAAAUUUUCUAUGGUGGCUAAGUGGAGCUGUUUAUUAUAAACACGAGCUGACUUUGUUUUGUGCAGCAAGCCAUUUGCCACAUGGGACGGUGGUGACGUCAGUCCCAGAACUGUUUAAGAAGAUCAGUGUCGUUGAGCUUAGCGAUAAGCUUUGGACCAAAAAUAUGGUUCCUGUGAUGGCGCCCUUGUCUUGGUUCGGGUAAUCAGCGAUGAGGUUUUGGCAGUGCUUCAGAUGUGCCAUCGUCUGCUGUUACCAUUGUUUUGAAUAACAGUCGUCAGUCACGGAAAAUCAACGUAUGUCGUCAAACACAAUAUGCCAAAAAAAAAAGAGUGAGAUUAACUUUA
This is a messenger RNA of Physella acuta, 2425 nucleotides long. RefSeq names its product kelch-like protein 10. The record is from RefSeq and is a predicted model, not a curated record. Gene Ontology annotation, molecular function: protein binding. Lineage: Eukaryota; Metazoa; Mollusca; Gastropoda; Physidae.